AUGGAGUGCUUCAAGAUCGAGGUUGAGCCGAAGUUCGGACACGAGUACAACUACGCAUACGAUGCUGAAGGGCCUGUGGUGUCUCAGAAGCAGAGACUGCUGUACGAUCUGCGAAAGCUGUUGAUUAAGCUGUCGCCUGGGGAUCCCUGUAUGAAGCACGUAGUGAAACAGGCCAAAAUCAAGGUGGACCAAGUACAGGUUGUUAAGCGCAAGGAAUCGGACGCGCGAUUUACAUCCUCCACUCCAG
Molecule: messenger RNA, 247 nt
Organism: Sphaeroforma arctica JP610
Lineage: Eukaryota; Ichthyosporea; Ichthyophonida
Exons: 2
Source: RefSeq, a predicted model, not a curated record